Molecule: messenger RNA, 3289 nt
Organism: Punica granatum (pomegranate)
Lineage: Eukaryota; Viridiplantae; Streptophyta; Magnoliopsida; Myrtales; Lythraceae
Source: RefSeq, a predicted model, not a curated record
CAAUCCCAACAAGGUUUACCUAUUUCCAACUCAAUCAAUCAAAAUUCUCCUGUUCGUUCCGCUUUCCUUAUUCUUCCUUCCUGCCUCUUCUUCUUGUCUCUUCCGCGGGAGCUGCAAACCCUAGCAAAGUCCCUGGAUGCAAUCGCCCCAGCUCCCAGAUCUGAUCAGGUAGUCUCUCCAGCUGGGCCGAGCUCAAUUCCCCGUCUGAUCUCCCUAUUGGUCUCCCCGCGCCAUCGCAUUCCCUCAUUGGCGAAGUUCUAUGCCGAGGUUGGAACAUGCUACAAGAGCAACAUUCAUGGUGUAUGCUGGUAUCGGGGCAACUUUCCACUUCUUAGCUGAAAGUUGCUUUAUGAUGUAGUUGGAGCAUCUGUGGAGAUUCCAGUCAAGUAGAAGAUUGGAUAAGAGUCGAACCUUCAGGUCCUGGACUAGUAGUGUAGGUGAACGAAGGGGGAUGCAAAAUUUUGGCAUCCCAGAAUACAUAUGAUUCGGCGUUUUGGGUGGUUUAUUGGUCUGAACAAUAAAACUUCAUCAGCAAAGAGGUUACCUGAUGCCAAACCACACCCAGCAAAGGUCAAGCCGGUGGCUAUUAUGGAUACAAUGCAGGAGAUUGCCAUUUACGUCCAUAGAUUUCACAACUUGGAUCUUUUUCAACAAGGAUGGUAUCAACUCAAAAUUACCAUGAGAUGGGAGGAUGCCCAGAAUUCUUCUCCAGGAACUCCAGCUAGAGUAGUUCAAUAUGAAGCCCCUGAUCUUGGUCCCGAUGACAUACUUGGGUUUUGGAGAAUUGAUGAUACAGACAACAGUUUCUCAACACAGCCUUUUCGCAUCAAAUAUGCUAGGCAGGAUGUCCUUCUAUCUGUCAUGGUUUCAUUCAACUUAUCCCUUGGUAAAUUUGAGGGUUCAUCCACAUCUGCUGUCAUAUUGAAGUUUGAACUCAUGUAUGCUCCCAUCUCUGAAACUGGGUCUGCAGUGCAGACCUCUUUGGAUGCUUGCAGUGCUGCAGUUCAUGAGUUUCGAAUUCCCCCUAAAGCUCUUCUUGGAUUACACUCAUAUUGCCCUGUACAUUUUGAUGCCUUCCAUGCUGUGCUCGUUGAUACGACCGUCCACAUCAGUCUAUUGAAAGCUGGUCCUCAUGUUUCACCUCCAAAGGUACCAAGUGGUUCUCAUGAUGUUGAAAUUGGUGAAAGAUUUGCUGGGUUGGGUCUGGCUUUGGAUCAAUUGGCUUCUGAAGACAAAAAGCAUGUUGCAAUGCUAAGAACACUGGUGGCGGCUCGGGACAUAUUACUUGAAGAACUGAGAAAUCUUAGCAAGGCUAUCGACCGGGCAAUUGAUUUUUCAGAGAUCGAUUCAGAGAUCGAUGAUAAGAAAUUGUCUGAUCUGAAAGCAAAUUUGGAUGCUGUAGAUGACCAAGCUUCUGGGCCAGGCAAGCCACAAAAUGGUGUUGAGAUAGCAAAUCACAGUAUGGACUUUUCAGAUGAUGGAUUGUUCCGUUCAUUAUCAAGAGAUUCUUUGAUGUGUUUUUUCCACUUGUUGGGCAAUCAAGUAUUGUACUUAUGGAAUACUUUCCUGAAGUUUCACAGGGCAAACAAAACAAGCAUUCUGGAUUAUCUGCGUGAUGCAUGGGCUAUUGAUCGAAGAGCAGAAUGGUCGAUAUGGAUGGUGUAUACAAAGGUUGAGAUGCCCCAUCAUUAUAUAAGUAGUGGGUCUGAUGAGUCAUCUCACCAUAGGAGAGUUUCAAGUUUGUGGAAAAUGGAUGAUCCUGCCCACAGUGCAGCUAUGCGAGCUGAGCUUCAUCGCCGAAGUAUUGCACAAAUGAGGAUAAAUAAUCGAUCAAUUCAGGACCUGCAUAUUUUUGGAGAUCCUUCCCAUGUUCCUAUCGUAAUUGUAGAGCGUGUUAUUAAUGCACCCAGGAGAACUGUUAGUGUCAAUUCAUACUUCAGUCAUUUUGAUUUUAAAGACUCGGCGAGCUUGCUCAGUGGAUCCAGCUUUGAAACCUCAAAAAGGCAAUCUGGUGGUGGACUGCAGCAAAAUGGACGUACUUUAAAGGUGGUUGUUUUUGUGCAUGGAUUUCAGGGACAUCAUCUUGAUCUGAGGCUUGUUCGGAAUCAGUGGCUCUUGAUAGAUCCGAAAAUAGAAUUUCUCAUGUCAGAGGUAAAUGAAGAAAAAACAUCCGGAGAUUUCAGAGAAAUGGGACAGAGGUUGGCACAGGAAGUGAUAGCUUUUCUCAAGAAGAAAAUGGAUAAAAUCACAAGAACUGGAAGCUUAAGAAAUAUCAAGCUCAGUUUUGUCGGACACUCUAUUGGGAAUAUCAUUAUAAGAACUGCAUUGGCAGAGGGCAUCAUGGAACCAUAUUUGAGAUAUCUCUAUACGUACAUUUCUAUAUCUGGGCCACACCUGGGGUAUUUGUACAGUUCGAACUCAUUAUUUAACUCUGGAUUGUGGCUUUUGAAGAAGCUGAAGGGCACUCAGUGUAUUCAUCAACUUACUUUCACGGAUGACCCUGAUCUUCGAAAUACGUUCUUUUACAAACUCUGUAAGCACAAGACAUUGGAGAACUUCAGGAAUAUUGUCCUUCUAUCCUCACCACAGGAUGGGUACGUUCCUUAUCAUUCUGCCCGGAUAGAAUUCUGCCCAGCAUCUGCAACUGAUCACUCCAAGAAGGGCAAAGUCUUUCUGGAGAUGCUGAACGAUUGCUUGGACCAGAUACGGGCCCAGUCCUCUGAGCAUCGUGUCUUCAUGCGCUGCGACGUCAACUUCGAUUCAUCAUUGCACGGAAGGAACCUCAACACCUUCAUCGGGCGUGCUGCACACAUCGAGUUCCUGGAGUCCGACAUCUUCGCGAGGUUCAUUAUGUGGUCAUUCCCGGAACUGUUCCGGUAGGGGGAAAUUGCUUGGAUGUAUGCGACUAUUUUUUUUAUUUCGCUUGCUCGCUCGCUGGGCCUGUCUUUGGUCCACUGCCAGUUGCUCCCGGAACCGUGUCACAGAAUAGCCUCAGAUGCUGGAUGCACACACUGCCUCAGAGAUUGGCUCGCUGUAAAAUUACUACAGGAUGGUGCUCGGUGAUAGCUUAGUUAUCUCCAAGAUAUAGCUUUAGUUAUCUCCAAGAUAGCUGUCCCUGAAUAGGUUUUUGGGGUAGAAUUGUUGUACUUUGCAUGCUGUGUAUAUAACUUAGGAAAUUGCUCUUUGUAGCGAUAAUUAUAAAAUAAUACACAUCUAUCUGCCUCUUGAAGAUUAUCAGUUGGGGUCAUCCUCUAUUGCUCUUCAAGUUAAUGCAUUUUCUGUUUCUACC